AUGACCGUUUCUCGACGCCCAAACCCGCUCGCAGCGGCGCGCACCCGCUCCAGCGCGGGCCCGUACUCGUCCCACGCAGUGCACUUCACCGUGCCCAAGCUGCCGAUGCCGACGCCGCCGUCGCUCCUCAAGCGCCAGGCGAGCCUCAGCAACGGCGGCGCGCUCUCGCCCACCACCCUGCCUCCCGUCCCCGUGUCGCGCUCGCACCCCAACUCGCCCGUGUCCCGCUUCGCGCCCCUCUCGCCCGCCAGCUCGCGCGCGUCCUCGGUGCCCGCCGAGACGCCGAGCCCCGCCACCACCCCCACCACGCCGGGCGAGACGGUCAAGCAGCUCGACUUUGCCCUCGCCCAGGUCGCGCAGAGCGUCCCCUAG
Messenger RNA from Vanrija pseudolonga, 372 nucleotides. RefSeq lists its product as uncharacterized. Bases 1 to 372 code for a protein of 123 amino acids. The transcript has a single exon. The record is from RefSeq and is a predicted model, not a curated record. Lineage: Eukaryota; Fungi; Basidiomycota; Tremellomycetes; Trichosporonales; Trichosporonaceae.